This is a messenger RNA of Soboliphyme baturini, 744 nucleotides long. The record is from the annotation of a GenBank genome assembly. NCBI's taxonomy places the organism in Eukaryota, Metazoa, Nematoda, Enoplea, Dioctophymatida, Soboliphymatidae.
AUGAAAAAUUCACUGAAGAAAAUGUAUGGCGAGAUCAAAAGUUAUGAACUGGACGGCGAUGGCGACCGUCGUGACACUGUUCCUGAACUGUUUGUCAGCGGGUUUGACAUGGAACAGAUAUGGCAGCAAAUAGAGCUACAAAAUCGAAAGGCAUACGAACAGUUAAGUAAAGUGGUGUCGUCGUCCAGUUUGAUAUCUUGCGAGGUCCCGGUCAGAAGUGAUGAAGAUCUUGUAGAAGACGCGAAAGAAGAAAGCGAAAACUCUGACGAUGAUGAAAUGGUCGAGGUUGGAAGGAUCAAAGGAUUGCUGAAAGCGUCCACGGCUACGGCGGAUGAUGAAACGGAUGACAGUGAGUUGUUCAACGGCGAAGACUUUGAUACGGACGAAGAAAACCAGUACGACAAUGCGAAAGACAAAGAAGGCGACGAAGGUGAAGAAUAUGCACAUGAGAGGAAAUCACAUGAAGAGGAGCUGUCACGGACAUCAGCUGUUGAAGACAGAUUUUUCAGUCUGACUGACAUGGAAUCAUUCCUUGAGGAACAAGACAAACUUUUCGAAACAGGAUCUGACUUUUUGGCUGCUGACGAAAAUUACGAUUAUUUCUGUGAUACUGACAAAUCCGACGACGGAAGAGAUUACAAGUACUCGGAAUUUUUCGAUCCACCAAAGCCGGACUCAUAUAAUUCUAACAAAAGAAAACGAGUUCAUUUUGCCGUCGACAAUAAGCAAAGAAUUUGCAUUUGA